ACUGAAUCGGCUCACUUGUACCUACCGGAAAUAUCUCACAGAAGUAUACUAUGGAAGACGACUUUAGUGUGGAAAAGCCCCGGAUCGCCAGGCUUACAGGGCCCAAUUAUAGGCCCUGGAGCGUUCAGGUACGUAGGCUUUUGAUUAGUCAAAGCCUAUGGAACGUGGUUAGCCUAGGGGUGGAAAUUGCUACUGUAGAACCGGGUUCUAUAGGGGGUUCUGGAGAUAGGAGUGAUCCUAAGGCCUUAGGGCCUUCUAGUGAUUAUACGGAGGUAAAGGACGCUAAGGCGAGUACUAUAAUUAUGAGUUUAUGUACUCAGGGAGCCUUACAGCAUAUAUUACUUCUUGGAACGGCCAGGGAGCAAUGGGAUGUACUAAAAGCUUUAUAUGCCCCCCUGGGCAUAUAG
Messenger RNA from Hyaloscypha bicolor E, 407 nucleotides. RefSeq lists its product as uncharacterized. The record is from RefSeq and is a predicted model, not a curated record. Bases 51 to 407 code for a protein of 118 amino acids. Lineage: Eukaryota; Fungi; Ascomycota; Leotiomycetes; Helotiales; Hyaloscyphaceae. The transcript has a single exon.